Molecule: messenger RNA, 2055 nt
Organism: Wallemia ichthyophaga EXF-994
Lineage: Eukaryota; Fungi; Basidiomycota; Wallemiomycetes; Wallemiales; Wallemiaceae
Product: T-cell immunomodulatory protein
Exons: 2
Coding region: 1-2055 (684 amino acids)
Cellular component (GO): plasma membrane
Source: RefSeq, a predicted model, not a curated record
AUGAAACUUAUAUCUACAGCCACUGUCACUGCUAUUCUCUCCACACUCGUCCAAGCUACCUUUUCAAAUUCCUUGGUCGAUCUCGGCAACUUGGGUGUCUCUCCCGGCAACUCCAGCGGUGGUAACCUGGAGCCUCCAGGAACCACACGAAUAUCCGCACUCGCUGAUUUAAACGGUGAUCAAUUCAUCGAUCUAAUCUCUAUCGACAGCAGCAACAACUCCAUUUCCACUUAUAUCUGGGAUCAUUCUGCCAAAUCCUUCAAAAUCUCUAGUACAGCCACUUCCCCUUUUCCCCUCGACUCGCUCAUUCCAACCGACAUUGACGGUGAUGGGCUCAUUGAUCUCAUCGCUGUCGGUAGUCCCGACGACAAUCAAAUUAAGAUGUCCCUCUACCCUGGCCAUGGCGAUGGCUUUGAUACCCACUCCCCACUUCCCAGUAUUCGCUACACACAGCCCACUUUCCUCGACGCGUACGGCGACCUCUCUCCCGACUACAUCGGUUACGCCUACGCAGAUGACGCAAACACCGACACUGACACGCUCUCCCUCUUUCGCAACCACAAUGGCUCUUUGUCUUCCUCUCCUCUCAAUUUCGACGGCCAGCCUUGCAAACUUACGCAGAAACACUCUAACGCUUUCAUAGACCUUGAUGGCGAUUGUCUGGCUGACGUUUUCUUGUUGUGCGAUGAAAGUACUGAUAAAGAUAACAAAGACACAGCCUUCCAAAUUUGGCGCAACAAUCCAUCUAACAACACUUUCACCCUACAUUCACACACUCCACUACCACCUAACAGCGGUCUGGUAACAUUCGCCGACUUUAACCGCGACGGGACACUCGACAUGGUUUUCCCGAGCUGCGCCAGUGUGGAUGGAAAUGGUGUUGGGCGGGAGUGUCACAUCAAUGUGUGGUUCAAUAAGCAGAUGCCGCUAUGUGUCGACAGCAGGAGUUUCGACGCUCUCUUGCACCCCUCCCUCUUCAGCAAAAACGGGGACCACACUCGCUGCCGCAAUCCCUCCGAUCUUUGUGUAGCAGAUGAAAAGUUUGUGCUCGACAGCACCAAUGCGCUGUCAGUCUCUGUUGAUGAGCUCACCAAAGGUAAUGCGACACUACGCAUGGAGUGGCUCAGCGAGGCAAAUGCCCACUCACAACCCCUGCUCCUACGCCUCGGCGACUACAAUCUCGACAGUUUCCCCGAUAUACUCGCACUGCUGCACUACGACGACGGCAGCGACCGCGGGGCGAUACUAGAGAAUACAGCGGUCUCUGAUGGCCAAGUGACAGAAGCGGGUGGGCGCACAAUAGAGUUGCGCGACGGGUCCAAGUAUGCAGCACUGCACAACAUUACAGAUGCACGCGUUGUCUCGUGGCUCGAUAUAGAUGACGACGGCACACUUGACGUCAUGGUACAGCGCCAGCACGGUCUCACUUUCAUCCAGAACAACAUGCCCAAUGACGCCUUCUUCCUCAAGACACUCCUUCUCAAUGGCGUAUGUGACACGUAUUGCCAGGACGUGAGGCUAUAUGACGACACACAUGGGGGCGAUGGCGAGGGUGAAGGUGACACUGCACUGUAUAAACCUUUUAAACCAUUCGGCGCUGCCCUCCUCGGAGGUAGUUACAAACUUACCAUUCUGGAUACGGCUGGCAGACGACAUGCGGCGCAGUUCGCUCAGGUCCCCUCUACCGCGUCUGAUGCUCUCUACACGCCUUACUCAUUCACAGGCGUAGGCCGAACGAAUAACUACAUAGAAAAUUUACACGUCGGGAGCACGUUCAAGGACACCUCCCAAACUCUGGACAACUCUCACAAGGUCAACUUUGAAGGUAUCAUACCUAAUGCUCAAGUAGUCAUCACUCCCAAGACAAAUGAGCACUCUUGGCAUAUUGAGAUGUAUCUCAAAAAAAAUAAGUGGGUCCCUUUCGUCGCUAUCGUCGUUAGCACCCUAUGUCUCAUCCUCGGCGCUGUCGUCUUUGCGCUGCACGUGCACGAGAAGAAGGAGGACCAAGUGGAGCGUCGGAAGGAGAGCCACCACAUAAAUUUCCAAGCGUUGUAA